Molecule: messenger RNA, 762 nt
Organism: Paecilomyces variotii
Lineage: Eukaryota; Fungi; Ascomycota; Eurotiomycetes; Eurotiales; Thermoascaceae
Product: putative phosphoglycerate mutase
Exons: 4
Coding region: 1-762 (253 amino acids)
Cellular component (GO): cytoplasm
Molecular function (GO): phosphatase activity
Source: RefSeq, a predicted model, not a curated record
AUGGCUCCAAUCUUACAUCUGGUACGCCAUGCUCAGGGUGAACAUAACAAAGGAGGUGACGCUUAUUUGAUUCGCGACCCAGUCCUGAUAAAAUCUGGGUUGGAUGAAUGUCGGAUGUUGUCUGAACAGUUCCCAUACCACUCUUCCAUUGAUCUCAUCGUCUCGUCUCCGCUGCGCCGUUCGUUAUACACUGCCCUCGAGGCUUUUAAGCCAGCUAUUGCCAGAGGAGUGAAAGUUGUAGCCUUGCCGGAACUGCAAGAGACGAGUGAUAUUGCCUGUGACACAGGGACUGAAGUCUCAGAGCUUGCGCGAGAAUUCUCUGUGGAGCUAGGGCCGUCUGGACCUGUUGUUGACCUAAGCCUCUUGAAACCUGGAUGGUGGGUGAAGAAAGGUAAAUAUGCGCCGUCAUCCAGCGCCCUUAUCGCGCGAGCAAAAGAUGCGAGACAAUGGCUGCGAGCAAGGCCAGAGAAAGAGAUCGUAGUUGUCGGCCAUGGUGGAUUCUUCCACUAUCUCACUGAAGAUUGGACGGGUGUCGGGGAUAGCGAACAUGCGAGCGCUUGGGAAAAUACUGAAUUCCGAACAUAUCGGUUCGUCAGUGAUGAUGAUGAGAAUGCCAGCAUUAUAGAGACGGAAAAGUCCAGGGCCGAUAGGGGCGUCACUGGUAGGAUUCCCUCCAGGGACGAACAACGGCAGCUUUAUCUGAAAGUAAUGCAGUACUGGGAGGACCGGGGGUUUCAGAACCCCCUGAAGAUGGAAGGGUAG